AGGGCUGUGGCGGCCAAUCGCGCGGCGCCACCCGCGGCCGGCCCAGGCCGACGCGCUUGCUUCUCCUGCCGGCGGCACCGGUCGGGGAGCCAUGCCGGUGGAGGACGUGGCCCCAGCCUCUGGUAUCGACAGGCGCGUGCGGCUCGGCCGCUUGGUGGAGGUGCCGUCGGAGGAGCUCGCCUUCGUCACCGAGACGGCCAUUGCCGAGGUGCUUCAGCCACAGGCGCUCAACGGCGGCAACCUGGUGGACAUCUACCAGAGGCGGGAGGAAGAUUUCAUGGCAAAGUCCACCAUGGAGGUGUGGUACUACGAUUCAGACGGCGCGCAGGUUCGCGAGAUGAUGUUCGUCAUGGAUCCGAAUGCCCGACAAGUGCCUCGGGUCACGAUUGGGCCCGCCCGAGGCGGUGAAAGGCAUGCACCGGGCCAUCGCCGUGCUGACCCGGAAGGACGUCUUCUACUUCAACCCGAAGGCCUACGAGGACACCGUCACGAAGGACCCUGCUCGUGGAGAAGCUCAUCCAGGGGAAAGUGGCAACGCUUGAUCGGGCCCUCGAAGAGAAGGAUUCCCGGACAAGGAGAUCGAGGAGCUCAGGCAGAGGGUCACGUCGGUCCAGAGCGAGCACAAGUCCGACAUCUCAACCCUCAGGAGGAGCCUGGCGACCCUUCCACUGGACCAGCUCUUCCACAUUCUCAGGACGGCCGAUGUGCAGCCGCCUUCUACGAGCACGUCGAGCGCCUGUUGCGCGACAGGGGCGGAAGGCUCAGCGCCCCGCCGUCCCGCAGUAACUCGGCGACGCCGUCUCUGUUUGUCGCCCACCACCCGGACGCCUCGUUCACUGGUACCACCCCCGACUCCGGCCAGCCCGCGCGCUCGGCCGCCGAGGC
This is a messenger RNA of Prorocentrum cordatum, 885 nucleotides long. The record is from the annotation of a GenBank genome assembly. Lineage: Eukaryota; Dinophyceae; Prorocentrales; Prorocentraceae.